Molecule: messenger RNA, 1887 nt
Organism: Cynara cardunculus var. scolymus (artichoke)
Lineage: Eukaryota; Viridiplantae; Streptophyta; Magnoliopsida; Asterales; Asteraceae
Product: adenine nucleotide transporter BT1, chloroplastic/mitochondrial-like
Exons: 3
Coding region: 497-1705 (402 amino acids)
Biological process (GO): transmembrane transport
Source: RefSeq, a predicted model, not a curated record
UGCAUGAGUGGAUUAGGCGUCUGACCUCCAUUGUCAUCAAACAACUCACCUGGUAAUACUCUCCAUUAAUGACUUGUUACUUUUCUUAAUCAAAAACCCCAUUUUCAAGAUUUGCAGUUCUUCACACUGUUCAUCGCUGAAUUUGGUUCUCUAUAUUUCCAUCAUAUUUCGUAGAGUAAAACCCAUUUCAUCGUUUUGUAUUAUUCCCCUGUUUUCUGUCGUCAAAAACCCAGUUUAAAGAUUUGUAUUUCUUCAUUGCAUUCAUCACCAAAUUGGGCUUCUUUUAAAAGAUUCGAAUUUUACUAAAGUUUUUGCUACCAUCGGUUUUAGGGUAGAUUUCUUUUGUUCCAUUAGGAUAUUCUUAGCUUAAUGACACAGCCGUGGUCUUAUCUUGGGGCUUAAUUUAUGUAUUCAUUGUUUUAUAAUCAUGUUAUUGUAGAAAAAGAGGCAAUUUUUGGGGGGGUUUACAGUAAAUCUUGGUGGUGAGUUGAAUUGAAUGGAUACAAGAAGUUUAUUGGAUAACAAUGGUGAUAAGUUAUUCCCAAAUUCUGGAAUAGGGUUUCUUUGGUGUUCUAGAGAUGAUAAUCUUUCUCAAUCUGGGAGUUUAUUUGCAAGUGUUGGGCAGACUGGUAGGGGUGAUUUUGGAAGAAUAAACCCUAAUUCAAGAAACUCCACAAAUCUAAAUGAUGAUGAAGGUGUCAAGCUUCCAUGUUUGUCGAAGGUUGUUUCGACACCGGAGUCCAGUUUUAUGGCGGUUCGAGUGCCAAAAAUGGAGGCAAAUGGGGAGUGUGAGAAAGGUGGAUUUUCGAAGAAGAAAGAUGGGUUGAAAUUGAAGAUCAAGAUUGGGAAUCCUUCGUUGAGAAGGUUAAUUAGUGGGGCAAUUGCAGGGGCAGUUUCAAGAACAUCUGUUGCUCCAUUGGAGACGAUAAGGACUCAUUUGAUGGUAGGGAGUUGUGGGCAUUCUACUACUGAAGUUUUUCAAGAUAUCAUGCAGACUGAAGGUUGGACAGGGCUCUUCAGGGGCAAUUUGGUCAAUGUCAUUCGUGUCGCCCCCAGCAAGGCCAUCGAGUUAUUUGCUUAUGACACCGUCAAGAAAAGCUUGGCUCCUAAACCCGGAGAAAAGCCAAAACCCCGUGUACCCGAGUCACUAAUUGCAGGUGCUGUUGCCGGAAUCAGCUCCACCAUAUGCACCUACCCUCUCGAGUUACUGAAAACACGACUCACUGUUCAGAGAGGCGUGUACAAGAAUCUCGUGGACGCGUUUCUAAAGAUCGUGAAAGAGGAGGGACCCGCAGAACUAUACCGCGGCCUCACGCCAAGCCUAAUCGGCGUAGUCCCAUAUGCCGCUACAAACUAUUUCGCAUACGACACGUUACGCAAAACAUACAAGAAAAUCUUGAAACAGGAUGAAAUCGGGAACAUUGCAACUCUGUUGAUCGGAUCAGCGGCUGGCGCGAUCUCGAGUAGCGCAACGUUCCCACUGGAGGUGGCUCGGAAACAUAUGCAGGCGGGUGCCAUUAACGGCCGAGUCUAUGACAACAUGUUGCAUGCACUUGUAACCAUUCUGGAGAAGGAAGGGGUGAGAGGGUUGUACCGAGGGCUGGGACCGAGUUGUAUAAAGAUCGUGCCGGCUGCCGGGAUUUCGUUCAUGUGUUACGAGGCGUGCAAGAAGAUAUUGGUGGAGAAAGAAGAUGAGGAGCCGUAAGAACCCUAAACCCUAGACCCUAAACCGAAGGUUUUGGUUGUUUUUUGUUUGGUAAAAGAGAUCAAAGAUUUGGUUUAUGAUUAAAGAGAGAUUUUUUGGUAGGUGAGGAAGAAUUCAUGUGGAUUUUUGUAAAGAUUACCCAUAAAAACUCCACCUGCUGCUUUCUAUUUCUGCAUUUAAAC